Molecule: messenger RNA, 760 nt
Organism: Polypterus senegalus (gray bichir)
Lineage: Eukaryota; Metazoa; Chordata; Cladistia; Polypteriformes; Polypteridae
Product: C-type lectin domain family 4 member A-like
Exons: 4
Coding region: 226-507 (93 amino acids)
Source: RefSeq, a predicted model, not a curated record
UCUAUAUGGGAAAAAUGAUUGAGUAAUCCAUUGUAAUUCUUAUUUUCUUGUCCUUCAUUUUAUUUGCAUACAUCCUUGUUGUUGUGGUAAGAUAAAAAUAUAGCACAAAAAAAACAAACAGAUCCAGAGAAGAAACAUAGUCAGGUGGCAGGAAGAGAUUGUACCAAAAGCAAUAGAUGUGAAGCAAAAUUGAAUUGAAAAGUAAAGCAAGAUCGAUGCCUAAAGAUGGUCACCAUUGCAGUUGUUGUGUUUUUAUUCGUGGCUGCUGGUGCGGCCUUCGCAGCCAUGAAACUCAUGGAGAGUCAAACCAAGUGCUGUCCUGAGCUGUGGGUUCCAAACAAAGAGAACUGCUAUUAUCUUUCGACUAAUAAGACAACAUGGCAGAUGAGUAAGGAUGACUGCACCUCAAGGGGGGCUCAGCUUGCUGUGAUUGAGGAUGAGGAGGAGCUGAUGUAUAAUAAGCCAGAGCCAAACCAAACAUCAUCAGGUAUAAGACAAGUCUUUUAGUCAGGACAUUCAUUUAUAUUCAAAAGAAAUUCGACAAGUAAGAAGAGACCAUUACAUUCAUCAAGUAAGUUUGUUUAAUUAAUACAGUAACAAAGCUGUCCCAAUAUGUAAUCCAGAUUCUUCGUUAAGGUUGUCAAGUUUUCUGCUUCAACUCCAUGCCUCAGUUUUCACCCACAACAGAUGUAAUUAGGACUGCCAAGUAAUUUAUUACACAAGAUUUUGCGGUGAAGGAUAAAACCAUAGUACUUAGGAA